UGGGGAUGGAGGAGGAGAGCUGUCAGAGAAUGUAGUGGGGAUGGAGGAGGAGAGCUGUCAGAGAAUGUAGUGUGGAUGGUGGGAGGAGAGCUGUCAGAGAAUGUAGUGUGGGGACAUCCCCCAUCACAGUGCCUCCACCUCACUGCCUGACAACAGAAGGAACCAGUGCCUUCUAGAAGUCACCAAGAAGAUCAUUGAUCUGCUGACAGGAGAGGUUCCUAUAAGGUGUCAGGAUGUCACUGUCUAUUUCUCCAUGGAGGAGUGGGAGUAUUUAGAAGGACACAAGGACCUCUACAAGGACGUCAUGAUGGACAAUCAGCCGCCCCUCACAUCACCGGAUGGAUCCAGUCAUGGGAACCCACCAGAGAGAUGUCCCCGUCCUCUGUAUUCCCGGGAUUCCACACAGGAAGGUUACACCAUCCCACACCAUCAUCAGGUAGGUGGAUCCAGUAAUGGGAACCCACCAGAGAGAUGUCCCCAUCCUCUGUAUUCCUGGGAUUCAACACAGGAAGAUCACACCAUCCCUCACCAUCCUCAGGUUGACGAACUGAAAGACAUCAAAGCUGAAGUUAAAAGAGAAGAACCAAUGUGUGUUAGGGGAGCUCGGCAAUUUAUGGAGGAGGGCGGUCACCUGUAUUCCUUUUACUCUUUGAAAGAUCCAAGCAUCGUUCACCAUGAGCAGGACACAGAACUGAAAGACAUCAAAGUUGAGGUUAAAGUGGAGGAGCAGACGUUGGUGAGUGGAGAUCAGCAGUCUAUGGAGGAGGGGGAGAUGAUUAUCAAAAGUAAACUUGAGGAAUCUUCUCUACAUAUGGACAAAAGUAAGUAGUAAACACUAAAUGCAGA
Messenger RNA from Staurois parvus, 846 nucleotides. The record is from the annotation of a GenBank genome assembly. NCBI's taxonomy places the organism in Eukaryota, Metazoa, Chordata, Amphibia, Anura, Ranidae.